GGGUGGGAAAUGACACUACAUUUAAAGUCAAUCUUCUUCCUCCAACUUCUGUUAACUGUUUUAAAGGUUGUGGCUAUCAUUGGGCAAUUUCGCUGGGAAAACUGAAACUCUAACACCCAUAUUAGCGUACUUCCAACUAAAGCAGUUCGCCGAACUGGGCUACCAACAGGGUGGGAAAUUUUCUGUUGCUCUUCUUUCCUGUGACAUACGGUAGAAGGGUUGGCCCUGGUUUGGUCCACCUGCCAGUGGAGUUUAAAGUUUCCAAGGCUCGGAGGAACACAAUGACUUGGAUCAAACUGCCUAAAUGAGAAGAAGGGCAUUUCUGCUACAACAAGGAAGCCGUUAAACUCCUGCUAAGCUAACCAUCUCUUUUAUGCGUCCAUGCACACGACCGACCUCCUCUAUCACUGACCAGGGAUUAUUUCUGACAAUCCAGAAUAUUCCGAAAGCUUGGAGACAUAUGGCUGGAAAAUGAAACGACCCUGGAGUGUGGCCACAUCAUUACUUUGUGUCGCGUGGUACCAGAUGGGCAACCAGUGAAUGAUGCAGAGAUGUGAACGGACAGUUUUAUAGUGUGAAUUUUCCCCCCAUAAAGCCAAAGCAGACUUCAUUUCCCUCUCUUUUCUUUUGGUUUGUAAUACUCGGAUUUUGUCCUCUCUGCAGUAUCAAUUAACUCCGUUUGGCAGUGGGGUAGCCAAAAAGGAAGAGGAUGAAGCGAUCUCUAAAAUCUUAGUAAGUGUCGAAGGAGCCACAGCACCCAGGAAACUGCGGCUGCGAGCCGCCUCGUCCUGCGCGGAUUUCAGGGUUGAAUAGCGCAAGCGGUUAUGGAGCGGACGGUGCACUCCAUCCGCCGAGGAUAGAGACCCCGGCGCCGGGAGGGGUCCGCUCAUUUCGCCGCAGCCUUGGAGGCCGCGGCUGCCUCUCAUCCGCUGCGUCUCAUUACCAUUAUCCUCGUUCUUGAAAAGUCAUGGAAGACGGCCCGCUGCCAGACCUCAGAGACAUCGAGCUGAAGCUGGGGCGCAAAGUACCCGAGAGCCUAGUGCGCUCGCUCCGUGGGGAGGAGCCGGUUCCCCUGGAAAGGGACAGGGACCCCUGCGGGGGGAGCGGCGACGGUGGAGGCGGCUGCAGUGGUAGCAGCAGCAGCUGCAGCUUCCCUCCCUCCUUGUCGUCCUCCUCUUCGUCCUCUCCAACCUCUGGCUCCCCACGUCGUAGCCACUGCAGCGCCCUGGAGAGGCUGGAAACCAAGCUGCACUUCCUCAGGCAAGAAAUGGUUAACCUCCGAGCCACAGACGUCAGGCUCAUGCGCCAGUUGCUUGUUAUCAAUGAGAGCAUUGAGUCCAUCAAGUGGAUGAUUGAAGAGAAAGCCACCAUCACCAGCCGAGGCAGCAGUCUCAGUGGCAGCCUGUGCAGUUUAUUGGAGAGUCAGAGCACCUCCUUACGUGGCAGCUACAAUAGUCUUCAUGAUGGCAGCGAUGGGCUGGAUGGCAUCUCCGUGGGGAGCUUUCUGGACACUUUGGCGGAUGAUGUCCCAGGCCAUCAGACCCCAUCGGACUUGGACCAGUUCAGCGACAACUCCGUAAUAGAGGACUCGCAAGCCCUGCACAAGCACCCCAAACUGGAUUCUGAAUACUACUGCUUUGGCUAAUGACCCAGUUUUUUGCAUGGGAUUGGUGUGCAAUUAACUUGUAUUUAUCCUUCUCCGCUGCUAUAUUUUUGGUGUGAUUUUUUUUUUUUAUAUGACAACCUUUUUAAAAGAAGCUUAUUUUGAAACUGCUUGAUGAUAAUUCUGUUGCUCCUAAUCUUUCUUUUCUGGACUGAUUUAUCUUUCUCUCUUACAUCUCUAUUUUUAUUUAUUACAGUGAUUUUUCUCCCCUCUUUUACAGUGGAACAAAUAAAGUAGAGGGAAAAAGAAUAAGCAAUAAUCAUGUUUUUGCUUUUGUUUUCAGAGCAAGGGGUCAGGGAUUACCAAAAAAAAAAAAACAAAAAAAAAACUUUGCUAAAUUUUACAAUAAACCAAAGUCUGAUAACAGUACAUUUUGUUGUUUGUAUUCUUAAAUGAUUCAAAGUUUCACUUUCCAGAAGAUACUGAGGUUUAUUAUGGUUUGUAUAGUAGGUUGAACGAAAUAGUUGCAACAGACUUAGGCAUUAUUUCUAGGCAAAAAUUCCUGGUGUAAAGUCAACAGUAUUGUUAGUCACACACUUCUACAUGACUAUUAUUUGGAAGCCACAACUAUAUGCAAUCUGCUCACUUCAACUUUGAGGUCAUACUUUAGAUCGUACUUUUGUCAUUAGUGAUUCUAACUCAAAUUAUAUAGGAUUAGUUGUGUGAUAAUGUAUAUGAUUCUCCCAAAUUUCAAAGAAUAACUGAGAUUAGGUAUAUAUAGGUGAUUAGAGGUUAAGGUCUCCUAAAUUGUAUUUUGAGAUUUUGUUGAUAUUUAUUUGUAGAUAUUUAUAAUUCUGAUAUGGCAUAUAAACACAUAAAUGCAUAUAUACAGAUGGAUGGAUGGAUGGAUGGAUGGAUGGAUGGAUGGAUGGAUGGAUGGAUGGAGUGGAAAGUAGAAUCACUAUUCAUUUAUGAAGUCUAACAUGAUAUCCUUUCAUCCUGGGGUAGAUAAAUAAUCUCUUAGUUCUUUGAAAUGACGUCUGACAAUAUAACUCUUAUAGUAAAUAAACAUUUCAUUUUGAUGUGAUAUUAUUAAUCCUCCACAUUUCUUUUACUUUAAUGAUUCCUAGUGAGUGAAUCUAUUGAGCUUUCAAACCGUUCUUUGUAAAUGAUAUAUGUUUCUGCACUAAACACUUUACAAUAUGAAUCAAAAAGUCUUCCUAUUUAUAACUGAAAAAUUUCCACACCCAAGAAAUGGUUUCCCCAAUAUUUCCUUUGUUAAUAUAUACCUGUUACCCUCUUGUCAAAUGUAUUGUUUGUUUCCAGAACAUAUGUUAUUCAAUUUCCAAUUAAAAUCUACAGGGUCUGUAUUUUA
This is a messenger RNA of Mirounga angustirostris (Northern elephant seal), 2978 nucleotides long. RefSeq names its product leucine rich adaptor protein 1 like (gene LURAP1L). Gene Ontology annotation, biological process: positive regulation of canonical NF-kappaB signal transduction. NCBI's taxonomy places the organism in Eukaryota, Metazoa, Chordata, Mammalia, Carnivora, Phocidae. The coding region runs from base 968 to 1645 and encodes 225 amino acids. The record is from RefSeq and is a predicted model, not a curated record. The transcript is spliced from 2 exons.